This is a messenger RNA of Myotis lucifugus (little brown bat), 4400 nucleotides long. It is a transcript of the gene PELP1, whose product is annotated as proline, glutamate and leucine rich protein 1. Lineage: Eukaryota; Metazoa; Chordata; Mammalia; Chiroptera; Vespertilionidae. Gene Ontology annotation, cellular component: nucleus. Gene Ontology annotation, biological process: rRNA processing. The transcript has 17 exons. The coding region runs from base 204 to 3596 and encodes 1130 amino acids. The record is from RefSeq and is a predicted model, not a curated record.
GCCCUUCGCCGUCCAGGAACCAAACCCCGCGCCCGGCACCCCGCCCACCCCGCGCAUGCUCCCUCCCACCAGAGCCCGGAGCCCAAUCCCCGGGCAUCCCAGGCGCAGGACCACAACCCCCUUCUGCCCCUCUCCACAGGCGUGCGUCGCGCUGUGUUUGCGUCAUCGCGCCGCGCCACGCCACCACUAGAGCCCGGGGGAAGAUGGCCGCAGCUGUGCUCAGUGGGCCCUCUGCGGGCUCCGCGGCUGCGGUUCCCGGCGGGGCCGGGGGCCUUUCGGCGGUGGGCUCGGGCCCGCGCCUCCGUAUGCUGCUGCUGGAGAGCGUGUCCGGGCUGCUGCAGCCGCGAGCGGGGUCCACCAUUCCUCCCGUGCAUCCCCCGGUCCGUUCGGCCCCACACUUGCCCGGGCUCAUGUGCCUAUUGCGGCUGCAUGGGACGGUGGGCGGGGCCCAGAACCUUUCGGCUGUUGGGGCGUUGGUGGGUCUCAGUAAUGCACGUCUCAGUUCUAUCAAAACUCGGUUUGAGGGCCUCUGUCUGCUGUCUUUGCUGGUUGGGGAGAGCUCUACAGAGAUGUUCCAGCAGCACUGUGUCUCUUGGCUUCGGAGCAUCCAGCAGGUCUUGCAGUCCCAGGACCCACCCGCCACGAUGGAUUUGGCUGUGGUUGUUCUGAGGGACCUGCUCCGAUAUGCAGCCCAGCUUCCUACAGUCUUCCGGGACAUCUCCAUGAACCACCUCCCUGGCCUUCUCACUUCCCUGCUGGGCCUCAGACCAGAGUGUGAGCUCUCAGCACUGGAGGGAAUGAAGGCAUGUAUGACCUAUUUUCCUCGGGCUUGUGGGUCUCUCAAAGGCAAGCUGGCCUCAUUCUUCCUGUCUCGGGUGGAUUCCUUGAGCCCUCAGCUGCAGCAGUUGGCGUGCGAGUGUUAUUCCCGGCUGCCCUCUCUUGGGGCUGGCUUUUCCCAGGGCUUGAAGCACACUGAGAGCUGGGAGCAGGAGCUACACACCCUGCUGGCCUCAUUGCACAGUCUGCUGGGGGCUCUCUACGAGGGAGCAGAACCAGCUCCUGUGCAGUAUGAAGGCCCUGGGGUGGAGAUGCUGUUUUCCCUCGAAGAUGCUGAUGCGCAUAACCUUUUCCGGCUUCGGCAAAGGUUUUCCGGUCUGGCCUGCUGCCUGGGGCUCAUGCUCAGCUCUGAGUUUGUGGCUCCCGUGUCCAUCCCUGUGCAGGAAAUCCUGGAUUUCAUCUGCCGGACCCUCAGCAUCAGUGCCAAGAAUAUUAGCUUGCUUGGAGAUGGUCCCCUGCGGCUGUUGCUGCUGCCUUCUAUCCACCUGGAAGCCUUGGACCUGCUCUCUGCGCUCAUCCUUGCGUGUGGAGGUCGGCUUCUGCGCUUUGGAGCCCUGAUCAGCCGCCUGCUUCCCCAGGUCCUCAAUGCCUGGAGCAUUGGUAGGGAUACUGUCUCUCUGGGCCAGGAGAAGCCUUACAGUGCCAUGCGGACCAAGGUGUAUGCUGUGUUAGAGCUGUGGGUGCAGGUGUGUGGUGCCUCGGCAGGAGUGCUUCAGGCAGGAGCCUCAGGAGAGGCCCUGCUCACCCACCUGCUCAGUGACAUCUCCCCGCCAGCCGAGGCCCUGAAGCUGCGCAGUCCCCGGGGGAGCCCUGAUGGCGGUUUGCAGACGGGGAAGCCCAGUGCCCCCAAGAAGCUAAAGCUGGACAUGGGGGAGGCUGCGACCCCUCCCAGCCACCGCAAAGGGGAUAGCAAUGCCAACAGCGAUGUGUGUGCAGCUGCGCUGAGAGGCCUCAGCCGGACCAUCCUCAUGUGCGGGCCACUUAUCAAGGAGGAGACUCACAGGAGGCUGCACGAUCUGGUCCUACCCCUCGUCAUGGGUGUCCAGCAGGGCGAGGUCCUAGGCAGCUCCCCAUAUACCAGCUCCCGCUGCCGCCGGGAACUGUACCGUCUGCUGCUGGCUCUGCUGCUGGCGCCUUCUCCUCGCUGCCCACCUCCUCUCGCCUGUGCCCUGCAAGCCUUCUCCCUGGGCCAGAGGGAAGACAACCUUGAGGUCUCUUCUUUCUGCUCGGAAGCACUGGUGACCUGCGCUGCUUUGACCCAUCCCCGGGUUCCUCCUCUGCAGUCCAUGGGCCCCACCUGCCCCACACCUGCUCCAGUUCCUCCUCCUGAGGCCCCGUCUCCGUUCAGGGCCCCACCCUUUCAUCCCCCGGGCCCCAUGCCCUCAGCAGGCACCAUGCCCUCAGCUGGCCCUGUGCCCUCGGUGGGUCCCCUGCCCUCAGCAGGCCCCGUGCCCCCGGCAGGCCCAGUGCCUCCAGCACGUCCUGGUCCUCCAGCCACAGCCAACCACUUAGGCCUCUCUGUCCCAGGCCUGGUGUCUGUACCCCCCCGGCUCCUUCCCGGCCCUGAGAACCACCGGGCAGGCUCAAACGAGGACCCCAUCCUGGCUUCCAGUGGCACUCCCCCACCUGUGAUACCCCCAGAUGAAACUUUUGGGGGGAGAGUGCCCAGGCCAGCCUUUGUCCACUAUGAUAAGGAGGAGGCGUCUGAUGUAGAGAUCUCCUUGGAAAGUGACUCUGAUGACAGUGUGGUGAUCGUGCCUGAGGGGCUGCCGCCCCUGCCACUCCCACCCCCCUCAGGCAGCACCCCACCCCCUGUUGCCCCAGCUGGGCCACCAGCAGCCUCCCCUCCUCUACCAGCCAAGGAGGAGCCUGAAGAGCUUCCUACAGUCCCGGGGCCUCUCCCUCCACCCCCACCCCCUCCUGUUCCUGGCCCAGUGACACUCCAACCACCGCAGUUGGUGCCUGAAGGAACUCCUAGUGGGGGAGGACCCCCAGCCCUGGAAGAAGACUUGACAGUUAUUAAUAUCAACAGCAGUGAUGAGGAGGAGGAGGAGGAGGAAGAGGAGGAAGAAGAGGAGGAGGAAGAAGAGGAGGAGGAAGAUUUUGAAGAGGAAGAAGAGGAUGAGGAAGAGUAUUUUGAAGAGGAAGAGGAGGAAGAGUUCGAGGAGGAAUUUGAGGAAGAGGAAGGUGAAUUAGAGGAAGAAGAAGAGGAGGAGGAGGAGGAGGAGGAGGAAGAAGAGUUGGAAGAGGUGGAAGAGUUGGAGUUUGGCUCAGCAGGAGGGGAGGUAGAAGAAGGAGGACCUCCACCCACCAGCCUGCCUCCAGCUCUGCCUCCCCCCGAGUCCCCCAAGGUACAGCCUGAGCCAGAGCCAGAGCCUGGGCUACUGUUGGAAGUGGAGGAGCCGGGGGCCGAGGAGGAGCGUGGGGCUGAGACUGCACCCACACUGGCCCCUGAGGUGCUCCCCUCCCAGGAGGAGCUGGAGAAGGAAGGGGGAAGCCCCCCAGCGGGGCCACCUCCUCAGGAGCUAGUGGAAGAGGAGCCCUGUGCUCCUCCGCCAGCCCUGUUGGACGAGGGGACUGAGGGUGGGGGUGAUGAGGUCCCCCCGCCACCAGAGACAUCUGCAGCCGAGGAAAUGGAGACGGAGACGGCCCCUCCCCAGGAAAAGGAGCAGGAUGACACAGCUGCCAUGCUGGCUGACUUCAUUGAUUGUCCCCCUGAUGACGAGAAGCCACCACCUGUCACAGAGCCUGAUUCCUAACCGUCUCCUACACCCCCACUCGUUUGCAAUAAAGUUAUGUACUUCGGCAUCGACUGCUGCUUCUGCCUUUUGCCACAACUGUGUCCCCCCCUCUAUCCCUUGCCUUCGUCAGCACCUCCCUGGCAGGAAUUUGGCAAGUUCACCGCAGGCCUUCUGACCUGUUCUUGAGAUGUGGACAUUCCUGGUCAGUGUCUGAUCCCUUUAAGCAGUUGCAUAUCCUAGGCCUUGCUGGGGUGCGUGUGUGAGCAGGAACCUAGAGGAGUAGACGUGAGGGCAUUGAAAUCUAUGGGCUGGAGGUAGGUGCCGCCUGGUUCUUUCACUCAGUCCAUUGAAGGGUGAACAUAAGGAAAGGGCCUUGGAAAUGCAGAAAAGGGAGUGACUUCCCAGCUGCGUGUAUUCUGCGGAGUGAUGUUUGAGCUGAUUUUGGGAAACUUAGGGAUUUUAAAGUUUCCCUCAACUUGUUUUUUCAAAAAUGUCAAGCCUGCAGAAAAGUUAGAAGAAUAGAAUAGUAUAAUACCUUUGCAUAGGUUAAUCAGUUGGUAAUAUUUUCUCAUGUUAGUGUUUAUAAUGUCUGUAUCUGCAUAUAGACUUGUAUUUAUAUAUGUACUUAAAUCUGUCUGUAAUCAAUACACAAUUAUAUGUGCACACAUUUUUUGUGUGUGGGGCCAUGUUGCAGACGUCAUGACCCUUCACCUCUAAGUUCUUCAACAUUAACUCCCAGGGUUAAGACAUUUUUCUACAUAAUCACAGUACCACUAUCAGACCUAAGGAAAGUCACAGCAAUAAAAUAUUACAUGUACUAUA